This is a messenger RNA of Aspergillus glaucus CBS 516.65, 1826 nucleotides long. RefSeq names its product carboxylesterase/lipase family protein. Bases 1 to 1647 code for a protein of 548 amino acids. The record is from RefSeq and is a predicted model, not a curated record. NCBI's taxonomy places the organism in Eukaryota, Fungi, Ascomycota, Eurotiomycetes, Eurotiales, Aspergillaceae. The transcript is spliced from 2 exons.
AUGUUGAACUUGCUCCAGCUUCUCCUCGCUGCCCCGGCACUCGCCGCGGCGGCCACCUUCCCCGUCAUCCAAAGUAACCACGGACCUGUCAAGGGUGCAGCUUCGCCUUUCCGUGACGGUGUCACCGUUUACAAAGGUAUCCCUUAUGCGGCGCCUCCCACUGGCUCGAAGCGCUGGACUCCUCCCACCAAGCCUGAGUCGUGGACCGAGACACUCCAUGCAACCGAGUUCGGUCCUCAAUGCGCGCAGCCAUAUUCCGAGGCCGGUAUCUUUUCUUCCGGAAAGAACUCCACUAGCGAGGAUUGCUUGACUCUGAACGUCUGGACUCCCACCUACGACACCACCGAUGCCAGUGAGAUCCAAUCCAAGAACCUCCCCGUCUACGUCUGGAUCUUCGGCGGCCGCUUCGAGGGUGGCUCGGGCGAUGUACUCACCUACGAUGGAACCGGUCUUGCCUCCAAGGAUAUCAUCGUUGUCACCAUGAACUACCGCCUGGGUGCAUUUGGCUUCCUUGCUCACCCUGACCUCUCCGCUGAGUCUGGACACAACAGCUCUGGAAACUAUGGUAUUCUGGACCAGCAGUUUGCUCUCCGCUGGGUUCAGGACAACAUUGCCUACUUUGGUGGAAAUGCUAGCCAGGUCACUGUGGGUGGUCAGUCUGCUGGAUCGGCGAGUGCCUUGGACAUGAUGUGGAGCCCCCUCAGCAGUGGUCUGGUUCACGGUGUUAUUGCUGAAAGUGGUGCUCGUGGCCCCCAUGACCCUGCCACUGGCAGCACUGAUGCCACCAGCUAUCGGACCAAGGCCGCUGCUGAGGCGCAAGGUGUCAAGUUCCUCCGCCAAAUGAAUGUUACAUCGAUUGCUCAGCUGCGAAAUGCGUCCAUGGCAGCUCUACUUCAAUUUGACUCGCUCAGUGACACCAUCUGGGAGGGAACACCCUUGGCAAACCUCUCCGAUACAUUCAUGGAGCCUCCCAUGUGGCGGCCUAACAUUGACGGUUAUGUCUUCCCCCUCAACUACUCUGAGGCGUUGCGCAACAACUCCCAUGCCGACAUUCCUAUCCUUACUGGAAACAACAAGGAUGAAUCCGGUGCCAGCCCAGACCUCUCUUAUACUGCCACCAAUUACCACGAUCUUUAUAGCAACCUCUUUGGCGACCUUGCGGACGAGUUCUUCACAUUGUACCCCGGUACCAACACCUCUCAGGCCUCAGAAAGUGCUAAGGAGUUCUACCGCGACCUCAGCCGCGUCGGCACCUGGCGCUGGGCUGUUGAUUGGGCAGCAGGCGGAGCCAACAGCAGCGUCUAUACCUACUACUUCACUCAUGCGCCCGCAGAAAACCGGGAUGGGGGCGCUUACCACGGCUCAGAACUCUGGUACACUUUCAACAAUCUCCCCUACGCGUCAUACUCCAACGUUACCUGGAACGAUGAGGAUUACAUCGUGCAGAACAAGAUGGCGAACUACUGGGCGAACUUCAUCCGCUCUGGAAACCCCAAUGGAAACGGACUGCCUCGAUUCCAGCCCACUACCAACAAGACUGAGCGGACCAUGUGGCUUGGUGACAAGUGGGGAAUGGGUCCGAUUACCAUGGACAGCAAGCGCAUCCAGUUCCUGCACAAAUGGACUGCCCGGUUGCCUGCGUGGUGAUUGUUAGCACUCGGUGAUAUGCUCUCAAGUCCUGUCCUGUGUGGCCGUUGCCCACGUCCGUUCCUUUCAAUAUGUACUUUAAUAUAUAGGCCAGUUUGAGGAAAUGGAAAUAUAUUUGCCUCUCAUUUUUUGUGGGCAUAUAUCCGUUUUUACUCAAACAAAAUGCCUGCUCUUCUUGC